GAUUAUGUGACUUUGAUAGUUUGACAUUUUGUCUUUGACAGUUGAUUUUUACUGCGUUCAUAGCAGUUAACGUUUUUAAUUCGUACCAAGCAUUCCAGGACAAAAUGCCGACCAAAGCCGUGUGCGUUCUCAAUGGUGAAGUCAAAGGAACAAUUUUCUUCACUCAAAACGACUGCAAAGCUCCGGUUCAUGUGACUGGUGAAGUUACAGGCUUGACCCAAGGUUCGCAUGGGUUCCACAUCCACGAAUUUGGUGAUAAUACCAAUGGGUGCAUUUCGGCGGGAGCUCAUUUUAACCCGCAUGGUAAAGAUCAUGGUGGCCCUACACACGACGUUCGCCAUGUAGGCGACUUGGGUAAUGUGGAAGCAGGGGCUAAUGGUGUAGCAAAGGUUGAUAUUACUGAUAAGCUGAUUUCGUUGGACGGAGAGCACAGCAUCAUUGGGCGUACUUUGGUGGUGCACGCUGAUCCAGAUGAUUUGGGCCAAGGAGGACAUGAAUUGAGCAAGACCACUGGGAACGCUGGAGCUCGUUUGGCUUGCGGUGUUGUGGGAAUUACCAAGGCUUAGGGCGUUGAGUUUUGCUUUUUUUUCUUUUAAUGUUGAUGUAAUCAAUAUCUCAGUGGGGUGAAGUGGCGAAUUUUUGUUUUUCUUUUUUUACAAAAGUAUGUUUAGGUUUCUUAUUGUGUCAUUUAUUUUAGGAGUAAAUAGAUACAGAUAAAACACAGGUGUUAUGUAAUAGGAACAUGUUGAAAUAAAAAAUCAAUUAUAAA
Zophobas morio is the source of this 769-nucleotide messenger RNA. RefSeq names its product superoxide dismutase [Cu-Zn] (gene Sod1). Gene Ontology annotation, biological process: superoxide metabolic process. Gene Ontology annotation, molecular function: copper ion binding. The record is from RefSeq and is a predicted model, not a curated record. The coding region runs from base 105 to 566 and encodes 153 amino acids. The transcript has 2 exons. Lineage: Eukaryota; Metazoa; Arthropoda; Insecta; Coleoptera; Tenebrionidae.